This is a messenger RNA of Fundulus heteroclitus (mummichog), 1698 nucleotides long. Its product is annotated as ORM1-like protein 3. Gene Ontology annotation, cellular component: endoplasmic reticulum membrane. Gene Ontology annotation, biological process: ceramide metabolic process; negative regulation of ceramide biosynthetic process; intracellular sphingolipid homeostasis. The record is from RefSeq and is a predicted model, not a curated record. Lineage: Eukaryota; Metazoa; Chordata; Actinopteri; Cyprinodontiformes; Fundulidae. The transcript has 4 exons. The coding region runs from base 1227 to 1688 and encodes 153 amino acids.
UGAGUGGAAGGAAAAAGCUUGUUUAAAAAAAAAAAGGUGCACAAGUAACAGGAAUAGCCCACAGCCUUAAGGGGAUUUUGAAGCAAAGCCCCAUCAGAAGUUUAGAAGGCUGGAGCCGGACCUUCAAAGCUCCUCACAAGCAGACUUAUUCAGUACAUGAGCCGAAAGUGUUGCAUUCGUGAUGUUAGGCUAUUUCUUAACCAGAGAUACCUCAAGUGUCUCAAUUGUGUUGAGAAGAAAAAUCACUGCUCUGUUGCCUAAUUGUCCAACGUCCAGAUUUCAGUUGAAAAUAAAUGUCAAUUAAAUUUGGAAAUUGAGUCAGGAAGAGCGGAGAGGCACAGGGUCCAAGUUUCUUGAAGUCCAGUGUAAGGUGUCCACAGUUGGGGUGUCUUGUCAUCUGCUGGCGUUGGCUAGUUGUGUUUUUAUCAACUAAAAAGUAAAUUAAACUCCAAAUCAAGUGCAUCAGAGAAUAAGCAGCAUGUUGAUGCUUUAUUGUGCCGGGAAAAAAAUUACGCCUUUUCCUUUUAAAUACUUUCGAUGAAAUGGUAAAAAUAAAUAAAUGAUAAUCUGAUUUAAGUUAGUAUUUGACCAACUGAUUAAAAAAAUAAAAUGUAUUUUAAUCUCAACUACUGGCUGAAAAAUUGUUGCCCAAACUGGCAGAAUUUCUUUUUUCAUCCUUAAAACUUUUAGCAAAUGUUAUUUAAUGGACGUUCUACAAAUACAUGAUGACCAUAAAAAGGGGGACACUAUUUAAUAUCGCACAGACUAUUUGACAUACAAUAGUCAUUGACUAAUAUAUUUCGAGCGAGAAUUGGGAUAGAAAUAUAGAUAUAUCCUUUAUUGUUGCAUAGUGGGGGGAUUCAGGAGUAACAGCAGCAAAGUUAAAGGCAAAGAGAAGCACGCGGAUACACACAAAGUUAAGAAGUAAGAGAACAAAAAUAAGAGUACAGUAGGGCAAAAAUACAACACAGGGAAAACAAAUACUGUACAUUUAUUAAGGAUAAUAUUUUCUGACUAAAGACAUGUCCAACUGUGUAGGGUGGUUUAAAAAAUGUUAAGUGUUCAUGUUCAUUUAGCAUAAAAAGCAAUAACAGAAUACUGAAAAGAAUGGAAAAAACUGCGACAAAGCAGCAGAGAAGCAGCUCUCCUGCAAAUAGGAAUGGGGGGAAAAAGCUGUUUAGUGAGACUGGGUCAUUCUUCUACAAGCGACGUCAGCGCACAGCACCAUGAACGUGGGCACGGCGCACAGCGAGGUGAACCCCAACACCCGGGUGAUGAACAGCAGGGGGAUCUGGCUGUCUUACAUCCUGGGCAUCGGCUUGCUUCACAUCAUCCUGCUCAGCAUCCCCUUCGUUAGCGUCCCCGUCGUCUGGACCCUCACCAACCUCAUCCACAACCUGUGCAUGUACCUCCUGCUUCACACGGUCAAAGGGACGCCCUUCGAGACUCCAGAUCAGGGCAAGGCUCGCCUCCUGACCCACUGGGAGCAGAUGGACUACGGCGUGCAGUUCACCGCGUCGCGCAAGUUCCUCACAAUCACGCCCAUUGUCCUGUACAUAUUAACCAGCUUCUACACCAAGUACGACAGAGGCCAUUUUGUGGUCAACACGGUGUCCCUGCUCACCGUGCUCAUUCCCAAACUGCCGCAGCUGCACGGCGUUCGUAUCUUUGGGAUUAACAAGUACUGACAGCCUGGAA